Molecule: messenger RNA, 510 nt
Organism: Peronospora belbahrii
Lineage: Eukaryota; Oomycota; Peronosporomycetes; Peronosporales; Peronosporaceae
Source: the annotation of a GenBank genome assembly
AUGUCAGACCACGUCCGAAGUGAAUAUGAUCCACUCUUUCCACGCCAGAAUUAUCCAGUCUCAUCCACAACAUCCAUCACGUCCACAACAUCACGAUGCUACGGUGGAUUUGAACAACAAAAGAGGACCUGGGCGUCCACUGCACGACGAUCACAGCGUAUUCGUGUCAUUGCGACUCUCCAGCUUCUCUUGGGUGUCUUUAUUUCUUGGAAUUACUUGUGGUUAUCAAAUAUCUUUAUGUUUCUUAUCGGUAUUGUCGGUCUCUUGGCUGUACGAUCGGAAAGCAUGAGUUGGACUGUGAUUUACCUACUGCUAAGUGCUAUGGAAUUUGCACGUAUUAUUAUGCUUACACCGCAUUUAUAUGAACGAUUUCAAGCACCAGGAUUUAUCUUCACACACUAUGAAAUGUUUCAAAUCCUUGUGCUUGUGGUGGAAGAAAUUCUGCUUGUGCCAGCAGCUUUUGUGGUGUGUAUUGCGGCUGCAGCAGCAGUUGCUAAUCCGCUGUGGUAA